GAAGUUUCAAUCGAGAAUCUAUUUUUACAGGUCUUUCUUUUGGAUUGAGAGCAGAUAAUUUUCCCCUUUUUGAGUUGUGCUUUUUCAAGAUGGAAAGAUGCAAAUGUCAUCCACACCAAACAUCCUGGGAGAUUGGUUUGAAAGCUGAUGAUUGGGAUCAUGGAAAAAACAGGCUGACUGUGAAUUGCCAGAAGCCUGACUGCGAGGCAAGCUUGGUUGGAGGCUUCCUUAGCAAUGCUUUAAUUAGGUGACAGCAGCAGCAGCAGCAGCAGCAGCACCACCAUUGUGGAUCAUGUUUUUCUACUCCUUUUUGUGAUGGCAAUGUUUGUUGUAGCAGAAGAAUGUUGGUAUGAUUAUCACUAUUUCAUUCUUUGCUGUUAUAAUGUAACUGCAAUUGAAGUUGUGAAGGAACGGGGUUAGGCGUUAGGGUCCUUGUAUUCCAGUCUAGUUGUGGGAAUGCUGUUAAUAUAUCUUUUUGCUUUUU
Molecule: messenger RNA, 484 nt
Organism: Rubroshorea leprosula
Lineage: Eukaryota; Viridiplantae; Streptophyta; Magnoliopsida; Malvales; Dipterocarpaceae
Source: the annotation of a GenBank genome assembly